ACGACGUCGUCGUCGGUGCUGGGGCCACGUGGUGCCGAGGCAGGAACAAAGGAACCGACGACGUGGUGUGAAAACUGACUCAGAUCCCAAAUCACGUCCAAGAUGUCAGUCUCCAGUUGCACAAGGCGCAGCGUGACGAUGAACUAACUCCGACCAGAGUCUGAGCGCAGGCGUCGCCGCGGCGUUGGAUGUUUCCACCACGUCGAAAACACAAAAGCAACGCGGGUGUCAUCUGCCAGAUCAGAGACAGACCCGUCUCCACAUCGCUCCAUCCAUCCAGCACCGAGCCUCUCAGCUGGUCACCCUCAUGUGUUUGGCAUUUGGCUUCUUUUCCCAGCCAGCGUUUGCUGAGCGAGCUGCACAGCUGCCAUGUGUUUACAUUCGGACGACAGUUCACAUAAUCAAACAAUACAAUUAAAAAAAAGAAAGAAAACAUAACUCACUUCAGAGACGCUGCGUCCGACUCCUUCCAUCAGUUUCCACCGAAGCCACAUGAAGGCAACUCUCUGGGCAAAAGAACUUCCUGUUGUGGCACGCAUCAGAACAGACACAACAACAACAACAACAACAACAACAACAACACGUGCAUCUUCAGCGCAGACGGAAAAUCAAAUUAAAAGGAUGUCGGUGAAGCUGCGAUUCGACUCCCCGUCAGACGGAGGUUUGCUCCACAGGAGCCGCUCCUUCACGGGGUUCAGCUCUCUGAGCGGCCGACGGCGGCCGUCGUCCGGGCGGAACUCUCUUCGCUCCAAAGCCUCGUCGGGGGGGAAGUCCAGGACGCACCUGUCCCCCAGCAGAGGGGGCGGGGCCGUCUGCUCCCUGCAGCCGGAGCAGGUGGACUCCGUCUUCCAGGCGCUACGCAAAGGACUCAAGGAGUUUCUGGACGGUCACCAGGCGGAGAUGGACUUCCUGUCGUCGCAGCAGAGGGAGACCAAGAGGAACUCCCGACUGGCCUUCCUCUAUGAUCUGGAAAAGGAGCUCCGAGCGCUGGAGAGAUACAUACGACGAUUAGAAUUUCAAAUCAGCAAGGUGGAGGAGCUGUACGAGACGUACUGCGUCCAGUGGCGGUUGUGUGAGGGGGCGGUGAACAUGAAGAGAGCCUUCGCCCUGUCGCCGUCCACCAGGGCGUCCAGGGAGAGUCUGCUGGAACUCGGCCGCAACCACAGACACAGCCUGCAGGACAUGUCAGUGAUGGAGGGAGAGUUGGAAAUCCUCCUCGGAGAGCUGCACAUCAAAAUGAAAGGUCUGAUCGGCUUCGCUCGCCUCUGCCCCGGAGACCAGUACGAGGUGGUCGUGCGGCUGGGACGCCAGCGCUGGAGGAUCCGAGGCCGGAUCGAGUCGGACGACACGCAGUCCUGGGACGAGGAGGAGAUGGUCUUCCUCCCGCACAUACACCACAACUUCGAGAUCAAGGUGACGGAGGCGAAGGGUUUGGGUUGGCUGCUGGUCGGCAUGGUGACGUGUGCGAGCGCCGACUUCUUCGUGGCGAGGUCGCAGCUGAUGCUGGUGGACGUCACGGAGCUGGGGACCAUCAAGCUGCAGCUGGAGGUCACCUGGAAUCCAUUCGACAGCGCCGAGAAGAUGCGUCCGCUGUCCGUCAGCAGACAGUCGGUCUCCAGCAGGAAGAGUUCCGUGUACAGCUGGACGGCGCCGAGCACUCCGUCCUUCACCGAGAAAUACUUCAUAUCGAUGGUGCGCGAGCUGCAGGAUCGGGACGGUUCCCUCCCGUCGCUCGUGUCCAAAAGUCACCCCAACCGGGGAGACAUGUCUCUGCUCAGCUACCUGUCCAACCCCGUCCACAGCGCCAGGGGCCCCUACACCCCCAGCCUCACGCGGGCGCACAGCUUCCCCUCCAGCCCCAGUCAGGGCCCCAGUCUGGGGGGAAGCCAGACUCGCCUGUCCCUCGGGGAGGAGGGAUCCCUGGAGGAGGGGGAGAGGGGGAUGAGGAUGGACGAGGAGGAGGAGGAGGAGGAGGAGUGGGGAGGAGUGUGUGACACCACUCCCUCUACACCAGCGGAGAGUAAGACAGGAUCCCUGCUGGUCCUGCAGAGGUCCAGCACUCCGGACAUCCUCAGGAAGAACCCAGCUGGAGAACCGGAUGCUGAGACGCAGGACUCCGCCGACCUCCACCGUCGCUCGUACUCUUUCCCCACCUCGCCCACACCUCCUGCUGCCCGGCCCCCGGCCGCAGCCCCGACCUCGGCCGCUCCGACGCCGGGGAGGUCGGGCGUGAGCGGCGCCCAGCGCGGGGCCCAGGCCCUCAGGCUCGGGGCCCUGAUGGCCGAGCUGGAGAAGACGCUGCGGGACCAGAGUCUGUCCGAGAAGGAGCUGAGAGCCCUGGACCACCAGGUCCUGCACCUGGCGACCAUCCUGAAGAACGACCUCUCGCUGUUCAGGAGCUCGUCCUCGGAGGAGACGCUGGCCGUAGAGGAAGUGCUGGGCAGCUUUGACUUCCUGUCGCACGACUUCAACGCGGACGACGACACUUCCUGUUUGGGCAGCGUGCGACUGAAGGACAGCGGCAUCAGCUCGUUCCAGCAGAGCACCACGAGGAGCCUCGGCCUCCUCUCGCACGACAGCCAAUCGGCCUCCGAGGAAGAGUUGAUCAUCGCCCCGCUGACUUCUGGGAACUGGGGCCUUGACCAAGCUCUGGAGACUCACCUGGACAUUUGCUUCAUCCUGCUUCAGAUGACCAGAGCGACCGACUUCGGCCCGUCGAGGACGGACCUGCUGGAGGAGACGUCCCUUCAAGCCGACGUCCUGGACAGAAUCAGCUCCCUGCUGCUCGAGAAGAGCGACGACGUCUCCGCUCGUGACGUCCUCCCCAAGGCCCAGAGGACCAGGGACGUCCUGUUGUUCUGGGAGGAGUGCGCGAGCGACGGCGGCUCCCUCUUCUGUUGCGACGCCAACAGCUUCACCAGGACGCUGAGGAGACGCUACACGCACAAGCUGAAGGCCAAGCAGCCCGGCCAAUCAGAGAAAGUGUUUGCUCAGCUCCUGCAGCAGGUGCAGACGACCUGUCGGGCGGCGCCCGGCCCGCGGCCCGUCUGCAGCCCGGACAGAGUCACCGUCUUCCAGCUGUCGGCGUAUCUGAAGCGCUGGAGCCUCCGGGAGCUGGGAGAGCACAUCUUGCGCCUCUCCAGAGAAGAGCACAUCCUGUCGGCCCUGGGGGGCCCCAAACGGAGGCGAGCUUUGAACAAGCUGAGGGGGCGGGGCGUCGCAGAGCUCCUCCCACUGGGCCGCACGCUGCGGACCCUGGCCGCCCUGCAGAUCGACCCCAACCACAAAGUCUGCAGAGCCGCGGCCAACUGUCUGUGCCGAGCCGCCGGCUGCAAGACCUUCAGGAGCCGGGCCGUGGUUUACUACACCGAGAGUUUAAAGAGCAGCGAUGUUCAGAUCCAACAUGGCUCCUGUCUGGCUCUGAAACGCCUCAGGGCGACGGAGAGCGUGGACCACAUCGCAGAUUUGUGGAGAUCGACGGACGAAGAUCUUCGCAGCGCCGCCAGAGAGACCGUCCUCUCCUUUGGUAAGAAGGGUUUCCUGGCCUUCCAGAGGAUGGACCAGCUGUACACCGAGAUGCAGGAGGAGGCGUAUCAGAACCAGGAGACGGAGAUCACCAUUCUAUAGGAAACACGCGUGGGACUAAAACGUUUUAAUUGUAAACGACCCGACGUGAAAACUCUCGAAAGUUCACGAGCCUGCACUGAAGAGGAACGAGGACAGGACGAAGCAUCUUACUUUUUGAAAACCCUGAGGAAGAUCCAACGAUGACGACUUCAGGUUUUUUCUCAAUCGUUACGAUCUUUUUUUUUUUUUGCUCAAAAGCUUCAAUUUUUUUCCUGGAGCCUGUGACCAGAGAAUUAUGGCGCUUGAAUUUAUUUUUCUGGUCAAAUAUGUAUACGUUUUGUUUGAAAGAAAGAAAGAAAAAAAAAAAGAGGA
Messenger RNA from Scophthalmus maximus (turbot), 3939 nucleotides. RefSeq names its product RIPOR family member 3 (gene ripor3). The transcript has 27 exons. Lineage: Eukaryota; Metazoa; Chordata; Actinopteri; Pleuronectiformes; Scophthalmidae. The record is from RefSeq and is a predicted model, not a curated record. The coding region runs from base 493 to 3627 and encodes 1044 amino acids.